GGCGGUGCGUGCGCAUGACGCGGGGGGAGGGCCCGGGCCGCGCGCUCCCGGUCCCGUUGUUGUUGCCGCUGGAGGCUGCGCUGAGGCAGUGGGAUCGCGGUGCCGGGAAGGGCCCGGCGGCGGCCACAGCGUGUGCGGCGGCGCCUUCUGCCCUCGGCCUCCGGCCCCAUGCACUAGCCCCGCGCCGCCCGCUCUGUAGUCCCGGCCCCGCCAGCCCUGCACGCCUGCUCGCCGCCGCCCCUGCGCCGUCCCGGGCCCGGCUCAGGCCCGCCUCGGGCCCCGCGGCUCCGGAGCCAUGAACUUCCAGGCUGGCGGGGGACAGAGCCCGCAGCAGCAGCAGAGCCUGGCGGCUCCGGGGGGCGGCGGCGGCGGCGGCGGGGGUGCCGGUGGCAGCGGGCAGUUCGGGGGCUCGGGGCCGGGGGCGGGGGGCGGCGGCCCUUCGCAGCAGCUGGCCGGCGGGCCGCCCCAGCAGUUCGCGCUCUCCAACUCGGCGGCCAUCCGCGCGGAGAUCCAGCGUUUUGAGUCGGUGCAUCCCAACAUCUACGCCAUCUACGAUUUGAUCGAGCGCAUCGAGGAUUUGGCGCUGCAGAACCAGAUCCGGGAGCACGUCAUCUCCAUCGAGGACUCAUUUGUGAACAGCCAGGAGUGGACGCUAAGCCGCUCAGUGCCAGAGCUUAAAGUGGGCAUAGUGGGAAACUUGUCCAGUGGAAAGUCGGCUCUGGUGCACCGCUAUCUCACAGGAACCUAUGUCCAAGAGGAAUCCCCAGAAGGCGGUCGGUUUAAGAAGGAGAUCGUGGUGGAUGGUCAGAGUUACCUGCUGCUGAUCCGAGAUGAAGGUGGCCCUCCGGAGCUCCAGUUUGCAGCCUGGGUAGACGCCGUGGUAUUUGUGUUCAGCCUGGAGGAUGAGAUCAGCUUCCAGACAGUGUACAACUACUUCCUGCGGCUCUGCAGCUUCCGAAAUGCCAGCGAGGUGCCCAUGGUGCUGGUGGGCACACAGGACGCCAUAAGUGCUGCCAACCCCCGGGUCAUUGACGAUGGCCGGGCCCGCAAACUCUCCACGGACCUGAAACGCUGCACCUAUUAUGAGACGUGUGCAACCUACGGGCUCAACGUGGAGCGCGUCUUCCAGGACGUGGCCCAGAAAGUGGUGGCCUUGCGGAAGAAGCAGCAGCUUGCUAUCGGGCCCUGCAAAUCUCUGCCCAACUCGCCCAGCCACUCGGCUGUGUCCGCCGCCUCCAUCCCGGCCGUGCACAUCAACCAGGCCACAAAUGGCGGCAGCAGCGCCUUCAGCGACUACUCGUCCUCAGUCCCCUCUACCCCCAGCAUCAGCCAGCGGGAACUGCGCAUCGAGACCAUCGCUGCCUCCUCCACCCCCACGCCCAUCCGCAAGCAGUCCAAGCGGCGCUCCAACAUCUUCACGUCUCGAAAGGGGGCUGACCUGGACCGGGACAAGAAGGCUGCCGAGUGCAAGGUGGACAGCAUCGGGAGCGGCCGGGCCAUCCCCAUUAAGCAGGGGAUCUUGCUGAAGCGGAGCGGCAAGUCUCUGAACAAGGAGUGGAAAAAGAAGUACGUGACGCUGUGUGACAACGGGCUGCUCACCUACCACCCCAGCCUGCAUGAUUACAUGCAGAACAUCCAUGGCAAGGAGAUCGAUCUGCUGCGGACGACAGUGAAGGUACCAGGGAAGCGUCUACCCCGAGCCACACCGGCCACAGCCCCAGGCACCAGCCCAAGAGCCAACGGGCUGCCCUUGGAGCGGAGCAACACGCAACUGGGUGGGGGCCCAGGUGCCCCCCACUCGGCCAGCAGCGCUUCCCUGCACUCCGAGCGCACCCUCAGCAGCUCGGCCUGGGCAGGCCCACGCCCUGAGGGGCUGCACCAGCGCUCUUGCUCCGUCUCCAGCGCCGACCAGUGGAGCAUGCAGCACCCCGCGGGUGGCACGGCUGACGUGCUCAGUUCCAGCCCCAAGCUGGAACCUCCCCCAUCUCCCCACUCCAACCGGAAGAAGCACCGUUGGAAAAAGAGCGCCGGGAACCCCCGACCAGACGGCCCCAGCAGUGCUGCCGAAGAGGCAGAGGAGUCCUUCGAGUUCGUGGUGGUGUCCCUCACCGGGCAGACGUGGCACUUCGAGGCCUCGACGGCGGAGGAGCGGGAACUGUGGGUGCAGAGCGUGCAGGCCCAGAUCCUCGCCAGCCUGCAGGGCUGCCGUAGCGCCAAAGACAAGGCCCGCUUGGGGAAUCAGAAUGCAGCUCUGGCCGUGCAGGCUGUCCGAACCGUGCGCGGCAACAGCUUCUGUAUCGACUGUGAUGCCCCCAAUCCCGAUUGGGCCAGCCUGAACCUGGGUGCCCUAAUGUGUAUCGAGUGCUCGGGGAUCCACCGCCACCUGGGGGCUCACCUGUCCCGGGUCCGCUCCCUGGACCUGGACGACUGGCCACCCGAGCUGCUGGGCGUGAUGACAGCCAUGGGCAAUGCCCUGGCCAACAGUGUCUGGGAAGGGGCUGUGGAUGGCUAUGCAAAGCCGGGGCCUGAAGCCUGCAGAGAGGAGAAGGAGCGCUGGAUCCGGGCCAAGUACGAGCAGAAGCUCUUCCUGGCCCCACUGCCCAGCUCGGAUGUGCCGCUGGGGCAGCAGCUGCUCCGGGCCGUGGUGGAGGACGACCUGCGGCUGCUGGUGAUGCUGCUGGCCCACGGGUCCAAGGAGGAGGUGAACGAGACCUACGGCGACGGCGAUGGGCGGACGGCCCUGCACCUGUCCAGCGCCAUGGCCAAUGUGGUCUUCACACAGCUGCUCAUCUGGUACGGCGUGGAUGUGAGGAGCCGGGAUGCGCGGGGCCUGACUCCGCUGGCCUACGCCCGCCGCGCUGGCAGCCAGGAGUGCGCGGACAUCUUGAUCCAGCACGGCUGCCCUGGGGAGGGCUGCGGCCUGGCACCCACACCCAGCAGAGAGCCCGCCAACGGCCCCAGUACCUCUGCCGAGCUGCACCGCAGCCCCAGCCUCCUAUGAGGUCCAGGAAGCGAGCAAAGGGCCCGAAGGACUCCGUGGCCUAGGACCCACCUCCCUGCAGGUGCUGGGGGAGGCAGAGGCACAGAGACGAGAAGCAAGGACAUGCACAGAAGGGAGAGAGUCAGAGGGAGCCAAGCAGAGGUCUGAGUUCACGCCACUGCAGACAGGGAGGGUGGCAUUCAGCCCUCAGCACUUCGGUGCCAUUGAGAAGGGACAGGACAUUUUGGAGGCGCCCGGGAGGAGAGGGGGGCAGGACCUCUCCCUCCUCCAGACCCCCGCCUCCUCGGGCCAGCCCUGCCAGCCUUCACCCUGAGGUGGGGAAGGGCUGGGCACAGGAUGGGGGUGCUGGAUGAAAGAGACCAGGGCCCAGCAGGGGUCGGGGUCCCGUGUAAAAUCUGUAUAUUGGAAUAUUUAUGUUUGUGUACAGACUUGGUGUGUGUGUGAUGAGCCAAUAAAGCAGACUGCGUGUGGC
Molecule: messenger RNA, 3473 nt
Organism: Heterocephalus glaber (naked mole-rat)
Lineage: Eukaryota; Metazoa; Chordata; Mammalia; Rodentia; Bathyergidae
Gene: Agap3
Product: ArfGAP with GTPase domain, ankyrin repeat and PH domain 3
Biological process (GO): activation of GTPase activity
Cellular component (GO): nucleus
Molecular function (GO): protein binding; GTPase activator activity; GTP binding
Source: RefSeq, a predicted model, not a curated record